UUCUGCUUAAAUGCAUACGGAUAUUAUAAUUGGUGAUCAAUUUGCCGCCAACAAUAAUUAUUGGGUGAUGCAGUCGCCGGAACUGGACUAUCGGCAUGAGCUGAUGGGACGUCUCCAUAAAAUCGAACCGGCCGAUGUUGAACUGGAAGUAUUGGCUGCUACAGCGACUGUGGCCACCAAUAGUAAUAGUAACAACAACAGCAAUUCGAGCACAACACCCACCAACAGCAAUAAUGUAGUCUCAGCCCAUCAGCAGCAGCAGCAGCCACAGCAACAUCAUCAUCAGCAAUAUCAUCAACACCUGCAUCAUCAUUCCCAUCAGCAUCAUCAUCAGCAUCAUCAUCAGCAUCAACAUCAGCAUCAUCAUCAGCAUUUGCAUCAGCAUUCGCAUAGUUUGCAGAGCGGUGAGAGUGACAACGACUCGUCGUGGCAAUUGCCAUCAUCAGCGAGUUAUGCCAGUGAUCAGCCUCAGCAACAGCAACAACAACCCGCCGGCUCACCUAAUUCAAACUCAAAUUCCGCCUAUGGCUGUACACCGUUAUACGAUGGAGCGCCCUACGAUGUGGCAUUGGCUUAUAGUGCGUCAAGCGGCGGUGGUGGUGCUGCUGGAGGAGGCAGCGGCGGUGGAGGAGCAGGUGGUAAUGGUGGUGGUACUACGGGCAGCACAAGCAGCGACAAGGAAUAUUUGUAUGAAACCAAAAACAAAGAGGCUCUCUACGCGGAUCCAUUGGACGAUCCCUAUCAGCGGCCAGUUUUAUGGGAUGAUAUUGCUACCUCAAUACAAAAUAUUGAUCCCGAGAAUGCGCUCAUGUUGAGUGCAAGUAAUGGCAAUAGUGGUGGUGGCAAUAGUAAUAGCAGCAACAAUAACAACAACAACAAUACAAGUGCCAAUAAUAACAACAACAACAAUGGGGACAAUGCCACAUCUCAGUUGCCGCAGGUCAAAAUGGAAGCAAUAGAUGAUACUCUGCUGGAAACUUUCUCGACACCAUUGCUCAGUCCCCUGGAGAUAAAAACAGAAAAGCGACAACACCAACACCAACACCAGCAGCAGCAGCAACACCUUCAACACCAACAACAACAUCAACAGCAUCAGCAAUUGCAAUACCAGCAACAACAGCAGCAGCAACAGCAACAACAACAACAACAGCAACACUAUCAGCAACAUUAUCAACAGCAACAGCAACAUUUGUACCAGCAUCAUCCAAGCCUGGCGCUGUCUGGUCUGCCACCCGCUGCUGAUGUCGUUGAAUUGCAUUUGCAACAGCAACAACAUCAACACCAGCAACAGCAACACCAGCAGCAACACCAUCAGCAGCAGCACAGUGGCAGCAAUAGCCCAAAGCUGUUAGCCACCAGCGACAGCAGCAACUCCACCUCCUCCUAUCAGCAACAAUACGCAUCUCAAUUGACCAGCGGAUCAACUGUUGGCUAUCUGAACGGUAGCAAUGGCAAUACCACCACCAGCAGCAACAGCAGUUCAACAGCCAUCAGCAGCAGUUAUGGCUAUAGCUGGCAUAGCAGUCAGACCUUUCAUACCAAAUACCAAAUACACCCGCCAUCUGGAUUAAGUGCCUCAUCGACAGUCACACCAUCAACAACUGCCACGCCCACAGCUCAACUUGGUGCUCAACAGCAAUUGCAACAACUUUGCCCACCAGCCGCACCUAGUACACCAUCUGCCACAUCAGCCGCCUCUUCCUCCUCCUCGUCAUCGUCAUCGGCGGCAACAGCAGGAGCCACACGUCACAUGUUUGUGCCUCCAUUGACGCCACCCAGCUCAGAUCCCGGCAGUCCCGGCAGCUCCAUGGUGGCAGCAGCUGCUGCUGUCGCUCAGGCUCAAAGGCGCACCACACCACCGCCUCCGUAUCAGCAAGGUCAUGGUGGCCUGGCUGGUUUAGCUGGCCUAGGCCUUUGUCCUAGUCUAGUGAAUCCAGCGCCAACAUUGCAAUUACUUGGUGGUGGUGCUGGCACCACCACAACCACGCUCACCAAUCUAACACCCGCCACACAUGCAACAGCCCCAUCAGCUGUGAUUGGUCUUGCAUCCGGUUUACAGCAGCAAUCAUCGGUGGUGCAGCAGCAGCAGCAGCAGCAACUGCCAGGAGCAUCACAAUCAGCAUCAGCAGCAUCCGCACCACCCCCACCAUCAGCGACAACAACAACAACGGGUCGACGUGGCCGGCAUUCGCAUCAUCAGCCAGGCACUCCGGCCCAUAUUGCCAGCCUGAUGAGUGUGCGAACGGUGCGAUAUAAUCGGCGCAACAAUCCAGAGCUGGAGAAGCGUCGCAUCCAUCACUGUGAUUUUGUGGGUUGUUCAAAAGUCUAUACGAAAAGCUCACAUUUAAAGGCGCAUCAAAGGAUUCAUACUGGCGAAAAACCUUAUACCUGCCAGUGGCCCGAAUGUGAAUGGCGUUUUGCCCGCUCCGACGAAUUGACGCGACACUAUCGGAAACACACUGGUGCCAAGCCCUUCAAAUGCAUCGUAUGCGAACGUAGCUUUGCGCGAAGUGAUCAUUUGGCAUUGCAUAUGAAACGGCAUUUGCCGAAAAAUAAAUGAGAAAAAUGAGAGACGACAAAGGGGAAGCUGAAGCAGAAGAAGUUGCGCAGAGAAGCAAAAACAUCAACUAUACCACAAUCCAAAGGACUUUAGUUUA
Messenger RNA from Drosophila willistoni, 2657 nucleotides. RefSeq names its product dendritic arbor reduction protein 1 (gene dar1). The transcript is spliced from 6 exons. Gene Ontology annotation, biological process: regulation of transcription by RNA polymerase II. NCBI's taxonomy places the organism in Eukaryota, Metazoa, Arthropoda, Insecta, Diptera, Drosophilidae. Bases 11 to 2560 code for a protein of 849 amino acids. The record is from RefSeq and is a predicted model, not a curated record. Gene Ontology annotation, molecular function: DNA-binding transcription factor activity, RNA polymerase II-specific; RNA polymerase II cis-regulatory region sequence-specific DNA binding.